Thamnophis sirtalis is the source of this 1637-nucleotide messenger RNA. The record is from RefSeq and is a predicted model, not a curated record. NCBI's taxonomy places the organism in Eukaryota, Metazoa, Chordata, Lepidosauria, Squamata, Natricidae.
GUGAAAUAGGAAAGUGGUGGAUGGGUUAAGAUCGCUGAUUUGUUAUACGCUUAUUUGGAAGACUAUAUGUAUUUAUUCAGUGGCCUAUCUCAAACAGGCAUUGCGUUUAUACACACUACCGUAUACAUUGUGCCUAAGGAUUAAGUUUACAUUGGAAAAUAUUAGUGUCCUAAAUCUAUUGAUUGUGAUUGCAUAAAUAUAAUGGCCAAUAUACUGGAAUUUAGAUGUUUAAGUGUUGAAACCAGUAGAUGCUUUGCUUGAGUAAGUUAAUCUAAAAAUAACACAAUAAAAUCACCUUUUGAUUCCACAAUAUGUUUCAAAACGAAAUGUUACCCUGCUGAUCUUUUUUUUUCCAGUCUGCUUUGAGAUAUGAUGUCAAAGAAGUGGACCAAUGGACAUUCUUCUCCAGUACUAAGCUUAAAUGUGAGCAAAGAUGGUCUAUUGGCUUCAGGAGCAGAAGGAGGGGAGCUCACAAUUUGGAAUACUGAAGGAAAUCCUCUGGAAUGUGUACGGCUUCAAAAAGCAGAUGAUGUCACUAGCAUUGUAUUUUCUCCCACUUGUUCUAGAAGACUCUAUGCUUCUCAUGGGGAAAUUAUUAGCAUGCUGGAUACCAGGUGUCUCAAGGAGCCAGUUGAAUGUUUCCAUGUAAAUGAGGAAGAGAUCAAUUGUCUUUCAAUAAAUGAAACAGAAAGCUUCUUGGCUGCUGCAGAUGAUUCUGGAGCCAUAAAGAUAAUUGACUUACAAAGCAAGAAGUUGAGUCGCUGCCUGAAACGACAUUCAAAUAUUUGUGCAUCUACUGCAUUUCGACCCCAGAGGCCACAAAGCCUUCUUUCAUGUGGCCUGGAUAUGAAGAUUAUAAUGUGGAACGUGCAAAAAACUCGCCCACUAUGGAUUAUGAACUUGCAAGAAGAAGACCCAUUUGAGCAAGGGAUUGGCCAACUUUUUAACCCACCAUUGAUUCAUUCAUUGUCUGUUUCUACUUGUGGGAAUGUCUUUGGCUGUGGAGCUGAAGAUGGUAAAAUCAGAAUCUUUCGAGUAACAGGUGCCAAAUUUGAACAGGAAGUAGCAUUUAAAGGACAUUCAUUAGGAGUAUCACAGAUUUUCUUUCUGCCAGAAAUGUAUUGCUUUAUUACAGGGGGAAAUGAUGGCAAAGUAUUGUUGUGGGAUGUUAGCAGUGAAAUUGGAAAAUUGAAAAGUCCAAACAAGGCAAUUCACAAAAAGAAAAAUGCCACCAAGAAAGCUGACAAGAUGAACCCAGAAUACACAAAUGAAUGCCUAUCCAUUUCACCCAAAUUGACCAUUGAACAUGGAGAGAAAGUAAACUGGAUUUCAUAUGUGUCAAUUAAUGGUUCUAAGAGAAUAUUGGUUGCUGACCAAAGUAGCGAUAUAUCAGUAUAUCCUAUUUCUUGAACUCUUCAUAUAUUUAGGUAGGCAGUCAAUCUCUGGUGCAGUAUUUUGAAUCUACUAAUUUUCUGAUGCAUUAUUCCUUCUACCUCCAAUAAAUAAACCAAUUGUUGUGCUGCUAAAAAUUAUUUUGGUAGUUCAUAUAUAGUACCGCUUUUGGAAUACUAAUUGGUGUGACAUUACUGGUAAGCUUGCAAUAAAAGUUAUAUAUAUGUGAAUAAAGAACUGGGUUU